Messenger RNA from Dioscorea cayenensis subsp. rotundata (Guinea yam), 3738 nucleotides. RefSeq names its product dolichol kinase EVAN-like. Gene Ontology annotation, cellular component: endoplasmic reticulum membrane. The coding region runs from base 92 to 1804 and encodes 570 amino acids. The record is from RefSeq and is a predicted model, not a curated record. Gene Ontology annotation, molecular function: dolichol kinase activity. Lineage: Eukaryota; Viridiplantae; Streptophyta; Magnoliopsida; Dioscoreales; Dioscoreaceae. The transcript has 15 exons. Gene Ontology annotation, biological process: dolichyl monophosphate biosynthetic process.
CCUUAUCAGGAAUGUUUCCUUCUCGCGUCCCGUUUCGAAGCCCCUUCUUCUUCUUCUUCUUCUUCUUCUUCUUCUCUGCGCCUUCUCGGCCAUGGCGGCACGCCUUGCGGACCUUUGCAAUGGCGAGAGGGUCGUCGUCUUCCUCUUUGUCUUCAGCGUCCUCUUCUCCACCCCCUCUUCCCUCGCGCCGGAAGCCGCGGCUCUUCUCAUCCUCUCCUUCGCCGCUCUCCUGACGGAGAUCUCCACCGAGGGCUCACGCAACCUCUCCCAAUUCAAAACUAGGCUUGGUGCUUCAUCUGGAAUAUUUCUUGGGUCAGUUACAAUGCCUGCAGCAAUGCUAUCACGGUUGAUACUGCUAACAAGAGCAAUACCACAACAUCAUGUUGGAUCUGAAGAUAUUUCCUAUAUGAGCAUGUUGUAUUGGGCUGUGUCUGCAUGCAGCUUUGGUGUGUUAAUAUUGUGUUUGACGCUACAAAACCCACCCGGUGAUACUAGUUCACGAUUAGGGGGAGUUCCGGCCUCUAUAUAUUCCUUAUUCUGCACAAUAUUUUAUAUGUGUUCAUGCUACUUGUCGCUGUCUGCAAAAUCAUAUGCUGCUUGGCAUGCAACAAUGAAUUUGUUGUGGUAUCUCUGCCAUGGAAUUGCUACUGUAACACUAAUCCGUCAUAUUCUUCAUAAAUUUCCUUAUUGUGCUUCCAUAGGGGAAGCACUCUUGGUAACUAGUGGUCUGGUUCUUUACGCUGGUGAUAUGUUGGCACUUUCCCUUUCAAAGAUUCUGUCAUCCUUAUUGUUCAUGGAACAUGCUUUUGUUGAAUAUGGAACUAAAAGUGAAAUUCACAUGGUUUUGCAGGGAAUGUUACUUGGGCUUCUCCUUUUCCCUUCAUUUUACAAAUCUGUCCUUUACAUUAGAUGUCUUCUAACAAGUUCAAACAAGUCUGGAGCUCAGCUAGGGAGAGGAUGGGCAUAUGUAGGGAUCAGCAGAUCUAUGCUAUUUUACUUUUCUCUGUUAGCCAUGUUGAUUUUGAUUGUUCCGGCAUGGAUGAUGUUUGCUGAGGACUUUCAUAUCCAUCCUUUGCAGUGGGUGGUCAUCUUUGUGUUCACUGAACCCCUUAAGCGAACAACAUUAUGUAUUUACUGGAUAUCUGUGAUUUGUGCAUCUGUUUUCCGCUUCUACAAUAUUUCAAAACAAAGCAAGAUAGAGAGAAUUCUUCUUCGGAAGUAUUACCAUCUGGUGGCUGUGCUUAUGUUUGUGCCUGCUAUCCUUUUUGAGCCAACUUUUCUGGAUCUCGCAUUUGGUGCUGCUUUGGCAGUUUUCUUGAUAUUGGAAAUGAUUCGAGUUUGGGAAAUCUGGCCUUUAGGUCAUAUUGUACAUAAAUUCAUGAAUGCUUUUACUGAUCACCGUGACUCAGAGAUUCUUGUCAUCAGUCAUUUUUCUCUUCUACUGGGUUGUGCCCUUCCAAAAUGGAUGAGCUCUGGAUAUAAUGAUAGGCCGUUGGUUCCUUUUGCUGGUAUCUUAAGCUUAGGAAUUGGGGACACAAUGGCUUCUAUGGUUGGCCACAAGUAUGGUGUUCUCAGGUGGAGUAAAACUGGCAAGAAAACUAUCGAAGGUACAGUUGCUGGCAUAGCUUCUGUCUUGGUGGCAUGUUUUAUUCUCCUACAUCUUGCAUCCACUGGCUAUAUACUCUCCCAGCACUGGGUGCCAUUGCUUCUGGCAGUAACAUUGAGUGGCUUAUUGGAGGCGUAUACUGCACAGCUUGAUAAUGCCUUUAUUCCCCUUGUAUUCUACAGCCUUCUCUGCCUGUAAAAUGUCAAACACGUUAAUAUUGAAGGAUUUUUGAUGCAUUGAAGCUUGAAAGUUGAGGAUCAAUGCAGGAAGCUCUUCUCAGAGGAUUGUGAACAAAGGUAUGACCAUAUGAGCUCUAGUAACCCCAAUUUUUAUGGAGAUGCGUGCUGGUUAGUGCUUAAGCCUUAAGCUUGGUCUGUUGUGUAGUAAUAUGAGGGCAAUCCUCUCUUAAGGACGUCAAUGGUAAUGGUAAUGGUCAUGAUGCCAUGACGAUGGUGAGGAUGGUAGUAUGAGUUUAGUGAACACUUGUUAGCAAAUAGUUGCAAAUCGGUUCUACUUUUCAUACCAUCUUGCAUGCCGUUGUUCAUUCAUUAUGAUAAAAUGCUCAUCACCAGCUCAUUUCCAUUGAUGUAUUGGUUUCUUUUCAAGAUGAGCUUGGAUCAUAACAUAGCCAUAUUUGAUUGUAGUCAAAGACCAUUUAGUGCCUGCUGAAAAUUUUGCACGACUUUUAGAGUUUUUAUCAGGUGGUUAACUCUAUUUUGUUCCACCAAUAUUCAUCGUUUCAUUCUUGGCAAAAUUUUUAAAUUAACGUGAUGGAUAGAUUGGUCACCGAACUCGAGUAUUGUCAGGGCAAUGAUCUAGUUAAUAUGCUAUUUCAAUUUUAUUGGCAUUUAAAUUUAGGGUCUGUAGUAGUUUUAAAUCUAUUUAGUUUAAUGGACACAUGAAUAUGAACUUCAUUCUUACUCUGUGUUUGACAAAGAGUGCAAAUUGUUGAGUUGAUCAAGUCAGCUAACUGAUAUUAGUGGUUCUGUUUCAAACACCUAUAUUAACUUUUUGUUUUGUUUUGGUGGUUGAGUCUUCUUUUGCUACUAAAUAAUAAUUUUAAAAAAAAUAAAGAAAUAAAGUGCUGUGCUACAUUAAUUAGGUUCAACAAGGCAUGAAAUCUAGAAUGUUGUGGCCUUUAAUAGAAUCAGAAUAAUCACUUGCAUGGUUAAACUAGGACAAGGCCUAUUUAUUAACCACCAUUAUAGCCCAUUUAGAAGAUAUGAAGGGGUUGACUGGUAUUGAAUGUAGACACUAACCUGCCAAGCAAGCUAAAGGCUAAGCUCCACAUAAAACAACAGGCAACAACCACAAGCAAGACAAGACACAAUUAGGCAAAAGAAAAACCACUCCCAACUUCAAAGAAUUAAAAAUACAUAGAGAACCAGACAUCAGAGGAAUAAUAAUCACCAAUUAUUCACAAGGGAACAUGAGUCCUCAUAUCUUUCUCUUAUGCUAAAUAUCCUAGUUAAACAAGGAGAAGCACUUAUUGUGCUAGUCUGAAACAACCUUUUUCAAGACUCAUAUAGCACAUUACUCAUUUAGGAACAUUCUGUAGUGAGAAAUCUCUCUAUAUAUACGCACACACACAUUUGAAAGUGAGGGAGUUAAGAUUUAAUCAAAUGGCUAAGGCUAAGUCAGUGAAGAAGCUGAAAGAUGCAAUGCAAGCAUUGCAGAAGAGCUUGUCAUUCUCCCGGGGGAGGUCGGGGGCACAGCCGGAUGAAUGCAUGUCGGAGGAUGAGAUUGUGGUGGUGCCAGAGGAUGUGAAGGAGGGGCACUUUGCCGUGUUGGCAGUGCAUGGAGAGAGGCCGCCGAAGAGGUACGUGGUGUCUCUCCGGUGUCUCUCGCACCCGGUUUUCUUGCGGUUGCUUGAGAUGGCCAGCGAAGAGUUCGGAUUCAGCCAGGCUGGAGCUAUUGCUGUGCCUUGUAGGCCUUGUGAACUUGAGAGAAUAAUUAGUGAUCUCUGAAUGUACUACUCCUAAUUGCUUUAUAUCUAAGGGAAGUAGCUAAUGCUUGUGUUUAUGGUUUACUAAUUUUGAUUAGUUAUGAAUAAAAUCUUGUUCAUUGUGUUGCUAAUUUUGCAACAGGCAAAAUUUUAAUAUAAACAUCCAAAGUGUUGUUGUUGGCUUUUC